ACUCCGUCAGUUUUGGGUUAGUUUUACUUUUUUCGGAAAUAAAUUAUAAAUGGUAGUUAUUUCGUAAAUUUUUCACAUCUAUAAAUCGAAAUCCCCUUCUUCUUUCUGCAUCCAAGAAGUAAUUGUUAGCUUGAGAGAGAAAGAAUUGCAAAUUAGCGGUGUGAUUUAAUCGUCGGCAGCGGCGGAGGAUGGACGGCGACGGCGAUUCGAAGAGGAAGCGACCUAUGGCCGAAGAUGCUCCUGAUAUGGAUGAUGCUCCCAAUCAAAAGAAACCAAGAGCAUUUUCUGACCUGGCAAAAUCCAGGAACAUGAAUCGUAGAAGAAAGUAUUACAAUGCUAAAGAAACCCUGAUUAAGAUUGGAGCCACGGAUAAGUUCAUAACAUCGCUAAUGGGUAAAAUACAAGAAUUUAUUGACGAACUUGUGGCUGAAGGGGAACAAGUCGAUGCUGAGAAAUCGAAAGCUGGAGCUACUGACAAUGCCAAAGAUGAUAUGGCUCAGGAUGGAAAUGGUGGGACAAAGACGGAUCUUCCACACCAAUCUGGUUUACAAAUUGCAAAGCAUGUACAUAGAGCGAAGGAGGACCGCCCAGCGGAGAUAGUCAAUCUCAUUCAAUCUCGAACAGGUUUUGCUGAAGUUGGAAUAAAGGUUGCUUUAGCUAAAACUCGUGUCAUUCACUUCCUAAAAGAACUCAUGGAUGAGGAAAUGCAAGAGGAAGAAAUCGAUGACGACAAGAAGGUGACUGAAAUAAAACAAGAUGCAGAGAUAUCAAAAAGCUAGAGCUGCUGCUUCAUCUUAUGACAAUGCCUGAGAUUGCUCAUGACUCCAUUGAUAAAAAUGGUGGGAAAAAGUAAGAAUUCCUGUUGAUUCCUUGGUUGGUACCAACUUUAGUUUGCUUUUUAUCUCUCUACUCUCCUCCCACCUUCCCACCAUGGGGGGGGGAGGUUUUGGACCCCCAAUGCGGGGUCUGCGUCACUCCGGGUCCAGCGCCUCCAAGAACGUCUCCUCUGAGCCCGCCGCCACCUCCGCCUCCAACACCACCUCCACGUCCCUGCCCUCCCCCUGUCGCCUCCUACAGCAUAGAGAACUCUAUAGAAACCCACUAAAUAUUUACAAAUGAAAUAACAAGAAAUUCGCAGUGUUAAAAUAAUUAGAAAUUAGCACUAUAUUGAAAUAA
Salvia splendens (bonfire salvia) is the source of this 1176-nucleotide messenger RNA. RefSeq lists its product as uncharacterized. Bases 189 to 779 code for a protein of 196 amino acids. The record is from RefSeq and is a predicted model, not a curated record. NCBI's taxonomy places the organism in Eukaryota, Viridiplantae, Streptophyta, Magnoliopsida, Lamiales, Lamiaceae. The transcript has 3 exons.